Panicum virgatum (switchgrass) is the source of this 3518-nucleotide messenger RNA. Its product is annotated as disease resistance protein RGA5-like. The transcript has 5 exons. NCBI's taxonomy places the organism in Eukaryota, Viridiplantae, Streptophyta, Magnoliopsida, Poales, Poaceae. The record is from RefSeq and is a predicted model, not a curated record. Gene Ontology annotation, molecular function: ADP binding. Gene Ontology annotation, biological process: defense response to other organism. Bases 175 to 2466 code for a protein of 763 amino acids.
AGAUCAGCAGUUCCCCACUACUAACUCUGAUGAUGCCCGGCUGGUCGCUCUGCUGCGUCCUCCCCCCAUUUACAAAUAAAGGCGAGGGGAGUGGCGGCGGAUCCAGAUCAGCUCCACCACCACACCGCUUGCUGCGGACAAGCAACGCAAUCAACAAGCAAGCACACCGCCACCAUGGAGUUUGCGAGCACCCUGCUCCCCAAGCUCGCCAAGCUGCUGCAGGAUGAGUACAACCUGCACAAGGGCGCGAAGAAGGGCAUCGGGUUCCUCCACAGGGAGCUCGAGGCCAUGCACGCCGCCCUCCGCAAAAUCAGCGAGGUGCCAAGAGAGCAGCUCAACGACCUGCAAAGGAUCUGGGCCCGGGAUGUCAGGGAGCUGUCAUACGACAUGGAGGAUAUCGUCGACACCUUCAUGGUGGACGUCGAGGGUCCUGAUCCCCCAAGCAAAAGGGGCGCCAAAAAGAUGUUGAAGAAGAUGAUAAGGAAGGUCACCAAGGCCAUGGCUCGUCGUGAGGUCGCCAAAGAGAUCAAGGACAUCAAGGAGCGUGUUAGGGAGCUGGCCGAGCGACGUGACAUGUACAAGGUUGAUGAUAUUGCUCCUUCUAAGAAAACCCUUGUUGACCCUCGCCUAAAAGCACUGUACACCGAGGCGACUGAGAUUGUCGGCAUUGAAGAAGCAAAAGAAGAAGUAAUCGCGGGGUUGACUGAGGGAGAUGGUGGCCAGCAGAAAAAGAUAGUCUCUAUUGCUGGUUUUGGAGGACUCGGCAAGACAACACUUGCCAAAGCAGUGUAUGAUGAGAUUAAAGGACAGUUUGAUUGCACGUGUUUUGUUUCGGUGUCUCGUAAUCCUGAUGCAAAGAAGCUUCUCAAGGACAUUUUGUAUGAGCUUCACGGAGGAGGACAUCCUGGUGCAAAUUUGGUUGAAAUAAAGCGCCUCAUUGAUCUUGUCCGUGAUUUUCUCCGUAACAAGAGGUACCUCAUUGUUAUUGAUGACAUAUGGGAUAAAGAACCAUGGGAUAAGGUAAUAGGACUUGCUCUGAUGGAGAAUAACAUGAGAAGUAGAAUAAUCACAACCACCCGCAUUAUUGAUGUUGCUGAGCAUGUCGGCGGUUCCUAUAGGCUCAAACCACUUUCUGAUGAGAGCUCUGAAAUAUUAUUCUAUGGAAGAAUAUUUGGAUCAAAAGAUAAAUGUCCGAGGCAAUUUUCUGAAGUAUCUGAAACUAUUCUGAAGAAAUGUGGAGGUGUCCCAUUAGCUAUCGUCACCACAUCUAGUAUGCUUGCUAACAAAUCAGAGGAUAUAAGAGUGUGGAAUGAUGUGUGUAACUUAAUUGGUUCUGGGCUUGGAAGGAAUUCUGGUAUGGAUGAUAUGAGGAAGAUACUAUUGCUUAGCUAUUAUGAUCUACCUUCCCAUAUGAAGACAUGUUUGUUGUACCUAAGCAUAUUUCCAGAAGACUAUGAGAUUAAAAAGGAUCGGUUGAUAUGGAGGUGGGUAGCUGAAGGUUUUGUCCAACAAGACCAACAAGCAGCCGGAGACCAAAGUUUCCUUGAGACUGGGGAGAGUUACUUCAAUGAGCUUCUAAAUAGAAGUCUGAUCCAGCCCGCGGACAUGGAUGAUGUGGACGGUACACCUCGUGCUUGCCGUGUGCAUGAUACGAUGCUUGAUCUCAUUAUUUCCUUGUCAGUAGAAGAAUGUUUCGUCACCACUGUGUUAGGUGAUGGGAUGGAAAGCAAGGUUCGGAGGUUAUCUCUGCAUAACAAUAGUACUACUUGGCCUACCAUGAAGAUGCCAAAACUGAGGUCCCUUACCAUGUUCUUCAGAUAUCCAGUAAUUGAUUUGAUGACACCCUCCCUAUUACGUGUAUUGGAUCUACUAGACUGCAAUUAUUACGACCUUGCAAGCCUGCGGUUUGUUGGGAGCUUAUCUCACCUGCGGUAUCUAGGUCUAGGAGGUCGCAAUAUGAUUAUUAGUUCUGGAACUGAUCAGCUCCCCAUAGAGAUAGGGAAGCUGCGUUUUCUGCAGACGUUGGAUUUAUCGAAAAUUAGAGUAGAAGAACUGGCAUUGAGUGUUAUUACAGGUCUAGGACAAUUGAUGUGCCUACGUACAGGUAGUAGUACUGGCUUGGAUGCAACAAGGCUGCCAGAUGGUGGGCUGAAGAAGCUGACCUCCCUUGAAGUGCUAAGUGGGGUGGUUGUGACGUCUAAAUGCAUUGUUGAAGAGCUGGGCCAUCUGACCAAACUGAGGGUACUUGAGGCCACGGUCAAAUUAUCUACAGAAGAGGCUGAUGAUGAUGAAUGGACGGCGCUGGGAUCCCUAGGCAAACUGACCAAAGUUGAAUGUCUUCAUACUCGUGUUCAUGAAUUUGCAGAUAUAUUAAUCUCGAUGGCUCAAUGGCGGAGCCACUAUGCAACCUACGGCGGUUUUUUGUUCGUUUCAUCAAGGUGGUGCCCACAGCCCCACAUGGAUUAGGCCUGCAUUGGUUCCCAACCUCUGCUACCUGGAGAUAUGGGUGAAGCACGAGCGAAGGGACGACCUCCGAGUUCUGGGCACCCUGCCGUGUCUUCGUCAUCUCAGUUUCAGAGUGGAAGGAGGAGCGGUGGAAAGAUGUGCGGUUGGGGCUGAUGCUUUCCAACAUGCGGUAAGCUGUGAAUUUAAUAUAUGGGAUGGAACAGCCGUGCUCCCAUGUGCAUUCCCACGAGGCGCUAUGCUCAUGCUCCAGGACUUUAUGUUCCAUAUGGGAUGGCCGCAAUUAAGGAGAGUGGCCGUUGAGGAUCUGGAUCUGGGCCUUGGCCACCUCCCGUCCCUUCGGAGUGUCACUGUUUCUGGCCUUGGUUAUUAUUUCGGAGAUGAUGAAGCCAGAAAAGAUAAGAUCAAGGGCGUGAGAGAGAAGCUUGAGCAGGAGGCGGCUGCCCACCCCAACCAUCCUGCUCUUCGCAUUUAUUGAUACUAAUUAAUUAUUAGCAGGCUAGCUAGCUAAUUAAGAGAUCCAUCCCAUCGGCGAGGAGGUGCAUACUACUUAAUAAGCACAUGCUGGGAGAGAUCGACGAGAGUGAAGCUGAGGCCGGAUCGGAAAAGUUGAUCGAGUAAAUUUGCUCACUAGUAGCACCCAUGCUGCCUUUUUUCCCCAUCGACCAGGGCCCACAUGGCCGUGACUUCGUCCUCGUCAGCUACGCCAACACCAAGUUUGCCGAUCGUCCUUUUAAUUUGCGACGCCCACCGUGUCCACGGCAUCGCUUAUUAUUGCUCCACAUGUACAGUACCUCAUGAUGAUCUUAAUUAUUCACCGCAGCAACAGGUAUUUAUACAUAAUCAACCACGCAUCCCAUGGAAGUACGUAGUGGCAAAAGGUCCAUGCCGGGCGAGAUUUCAUUUUGUACUUUAUGCCAUUGAUAAAUAUGACAUACUACAAUAAUGCCGGCUGUAACCCUUUUAUACCACUAUCAUUUUCCAAACAUGUCAUUAACAUGACGAUGUAGCAAUCAACAGUGUUUGUAUGUAAAAAGAUUUAUGCGAGUCAAAAA